Molecule: messenger RNA, 1904 nt
Organism: Strongylocentrotus purpuratus (purple sea urchin)
Lineage: Eukaryota; Metazoa; Echinodermata; Echinoidea; Camarodonta; Strongylocentrotidae
Exons: 3
Coding region: 414-1904 (496 amino acids)
Source: RefSeq, a predicted model, not a curated record
GUUAAUCCUUCCGGUGACUUCCGGUAAACAAUAGGGGGGUGUUAAUGAGUUAAUUGGGGUGUCCUUCCGGCGGAAGUUACGUAAUGAGGGUACAUCCCCUGGAGGAAGUUCUUUUGUUUACAUCAUUCAUUCAUUCAUGGAGAGGUGGAGGAUGGACGUGUGUAGGGUACGAGGGACAAGGACCAAAUGACCAAACAAUGGGCCACCCGGCAUGUAUGUUGAAUGUGUGUGUUACCGACCAAUGAGAAUGCGAGGAUUUUUUUAGAAAGGAAGUGACCCAAAGUUGGUACUUGUUUGUGAUUGGACGAGAGAAAAUGGUGAACCUAUGGGCAAGUAUCAUAUGACAUCUAACUGUCGUUGAGUCAACAUCGCUUUGUUUUUGUUGUAAUACUGGCCAGAUUCUAUAAUGUACCAUGAUUUAUACAUGUGAUUUAAUGCACAAGCUUCGGGCAUGUACAUGCCUGGAAGAAGUAUCGAGUUUUCGUGAGGAAUAUUAUGAAGACCUUGAACCAGAACAACAUGCUUUGGUAUUUGCAAGGUCAUCCUACUUUUUGAGUUUGCAGGACUUGGAAGAUGGGAUUACCGAUGAUGAUUUAGUGGAUGUGUUCGUCGAGAACCAACAGCCCCCUCUCCCCCUAGCAACGCAGCACCAGCAAGGUCUUCCACAUGACGCAGCUACUCCAUGGCAACCAAAUUUUGAUGACGGCAUUUCCGAUGACCAUUUAAUGGAGAUGGACAUCAAUACAAAUAAGCCAUGUGACGCAACAUCAGUACCUGGCCCCUCUAACCGCCAACCAGCAGCAACAGCAGUGGCUGGACCCUCCCGCCAUCCAGCAUCAGCAGUGGCCGGACCCUCCCGACAACCACCAGCAGUGGCUGGACCUUCCCGUCAACCAAGAGCAGUGGCCGGACCCUCCCGACAACCACCAUCAGUAGCCGGACCCUCCCACAGUCAACCAAGAGCAGCAGCAGUAGCCGGACCCUCGUCUUUUCAUGUUGGGGGAUCUAAGAAACGUGUUGUAGAUGCACCGCCUGCAAGAGAACCCAAUCUCCCUACUCAUCACGUGACCAAAGUGAGUCAAAAACAUGUACGCAAAUACAAUGCUAAUGUAACUGAUUACACCGUUUCUUUCCAACCCAUAGAAAAUAACGGUCCCAUGAUAGAAAUGAUGCCACGCGUAAAUGAGAUGUUUGAAAAUAUCAUUGAAGAGAUGGUUGAGGGGGUAAAUGAUAGAGAUUUUGUUAGGAUUGUUUUCAAUUCCCCACAAUUAGAUAGACCCGUUAGUAUGCCAUUUGUAAGGAGGGAUCAAAUGAAUCACGAAGCAUUUGCAACCAAACUUGAGAAUACUAUUCAAUCGAAUGAUAAGGUAAGCUUGGACGAAACAGUCUCUUUCAACAUAUUACACAUGGCUAUGCCAAAUGGUGGUGGUUCCAAUGUGAAGUGCUUAACCAUCGAAGAGACAUUGUCCAGAAAAAGAUGCAUCAUCAGGAUGAAGAAUAAAGAUAACAUGUGUUGUCCAAGGGCUAUCGUAACUGGCAUUGCCCGGAUUGAAAAACACCCUAAUUUUGAGUCGAUCAAACGUGGUUACAAACAGCAAAGGGAAAAGACGGAAUUCAUGGCCGGUUUCAGGGUGGUGGUUGUUUCAAAAGAGCACUUAAACUUCAUUACGUAUGCUGGCCCCGAAGACAGGCAGCAUACCAUUUAUCUGUAUGUUCAUGACAAUCACUUUGAUCUCAUUACAUCAAUGGCCGCCUUCUACAACAAGUCAUAUUUUUGCCACGAGUGUUUGGUAGGAUACGACAAGAAACUCAGACACGACUGCAUUUUCCGCUGCAAACUUUGCAAGGGAGAUGACUGCCCCGCCUCCAAUGACCCCGAUUCCUACAAAUGCAUUAGCACCUGA